UUUUCUUAUGGGUUAGAUUAGGCGAUACGUAUGUUGUUGAUGUGAUAUUGUUAUAGGAAACUAGAGAUAGAAACAGAGACUGAUUGAUGGAUUUGCUUGUCAACUUGUAUUGGCCGAUGGAUUUGUCCGAGAAUGGCUUCAUGGCUUGAUGCUCGCUGCCUUGCUUUGCUGUUGUUGGCUUGUGAAAAUAACAAGAGGAUUCCUGUUGUGUUUCUUGGAGGCAUAGACGUAUAGCUCUGUUUAGGUGCUACUAUUCGUAGCUUGCUGUGUACUGUCUUCACAGAUGAUGCACCAUGUCCCAUUUCCCCCUAGCCCGCUAGACAAGAUAAUCAAGACUUAAGAAUAUGAGCUAUCUCUAGAGCAGGGUAAGAGCCUCUUCUAUUCAAAUGGUCCUCAUAAAAGAUUUUGGGGGUUCAAAUCUUUGUGAUUUCUCCAUAUGUAAUGUUUGAUUCGUAGUAUUGAGUUUUAUGAUCUUUUCUUCCGCUAGAAAAUCCUUUGUACUAAAUUUUAUGGAAAAAAUUCCAUUGAGUGAAACUUCUAAAUCCAUAGGUAAUGUUUUAGGAACCAGACGGGUUGGAAAACCAUCUGUGAGUCAGCGAUCCACCCUGCCAGUGUUCUGCUCUCACGGCGCCUUCCCCCCGCCCGGCCCAUGGCGACGCCGCUCGUCACCAUCGUCCGGCUCGCUGCCGCCUCCCGCGUCUUGGUCCUUACUCUCUCUUUGCUCGCUUGCCUUCUCUUUCGCCCCUACGACACCUCCGCCUCCCUUCACCCGCCUUGUCUCUCCUCCCCCUCCUUCCCCCCUUCCACCUCCUCUUCUAAUUCCACCACCGCCACCAUCUCGUCCCUAGCCGUAUGGGAUGGUGUCCACUUCGCCCGCGCUGCCGAGUGCGGCUACGAGUACGAGCAGUCAUUCGCCUUCCUCCCCCUCCUCCCCGCCUCAAUCACUCUCCUCUCCCGGUCCCGUAAGUCACCUCACCUCUACCUCAACUUCUCAUCAUUGAGGUGUCUUCUUGAUCUGGUUUGGUGUUGGGUUUUGGCCCCUUUUCCUUCUGCAGUGUUCGCGCCGCUGGUGCCGAUGCUGGGGUACAGGGCCGUGCUCGUGAUCUCCGGGCAUGUUCUGAACAAUGUGGCGUUUGUUGCCGCCGCGGCCUAUUUCUACAGAUUAUCUGUGCUGAUCUUGAAGGACUCAGGAGCGGCCUACCGUGCAUCUGUUCUUUUUUGCUUCAAUCCUGCUUCUGUGUUCUACUCAUCCCUAUAUUCAGAAAGUCUUUAUGCCCUUUUUUCGCUCGGAGGACUGUUCUACCUGUUUUUCGGUUCUCGUACCGUUGCAAUGAUAAUGCUCGCACUCUCUGGUUCAGCUAGGUCAAAUGGAGCACUUAAUGCUGGCUAUAUCUGUUUUGAGGCUUUGCUACAAGCAUAUGAUGCUGCUAUCCAGAAGAAAAGGCACAUGUGGGCAGUGCAGGCCCUUGUCACUGGAUUUUUGCGCUCAACUUUUAUAUUCCUACCAUUCUUUGCCUUUCAAGCAUAUGGAUAUUUGAACAUAUGCCUACACGGGUACACGGAUGAGCUGAGGCCAUGGUGCAAAGCAAAACUGCCCCUUUUGUAUAGUUUUAUUCAGAGUCACUACUGGGGAGUUGGUUUCUUGAGAUACUUUCAAGUCAAGCAGCUGCCCAACUUUCUUUUGGCUUCACCAGUACUGUCUCUUGCAGUUUAUUCCAUAGUUCACUACAUAAAAUUGCUUCACCAACUCUUCCAAUCAACUAGCAUACACGAGCAGAUAAUUGCCAAUAUUGAGGGGAGGUUAGUUGAAGCAUAUGAAAGCUCAGAAUUUGCCACGGUGUUGAAGAGCGAAAUUUCUACCGGACUAAAUAGUAAAAAGCAAGGGAACACUGAGGUUAAGAAGAGAAAAUCUGUUACAACCAGGGCUGCUUCAGCAUCUUUAGAUGGCAAUGUAUCAACACGCGGAAUUGUGGGAGAUAACAAGGAUGGGUGCCCCUUGCUAGUUCUUCCUUUCAUUUUACAUCUGACAUUCAUGACAUUUACCGCCUUCUUCGUGAUGCACGUCCAGGUGUCAACGCGGUUUCUGUCUGCCAGUCCCCCGAUCUACUGGGCUGCUUCGCACAUCUUGGCUCCCGCAAGAGGCGGCUCUUGCAAGAGAUGGGGUUACUUCAUCGUCGUUUACUUCAUUGCUUAUAUUCUUCUCGGCAGUUUGCUCUUCCCUAACUUCUACCCAUUCACAUGAGAAGAGCGGUCAUUUUGCGCACACACGAAUUGUAUGAUCUACGAAUUGGUUCUCCUUGGCAGAAUGUUCCUGUACAGUUGAUGUAUCUCACUUCUUUUGCCCCCUAAAACCUUUCUACGUAAAAAGAGAACCCUGUUUAUGCUGACCUGAAUGGCUUCAUCCUGAUGACAGAAGCCAUGCAUUCGAAUCUGAGAUUGCCUGGUGUAUUCUGGGCUCUGUCCAUCAAGUGGUACAGCCGUAGAAUUGAGGAGUGCAUUCUGUAGGUUUUUCUUUCUGGGGGAUCUGAAUGAUAUGCCCCAUUUCAUCCCUCCGUUCGGAAAUAGUUGAUGAUGUUUUAGUUCAGUUCACAUGCCAUGUUAUUUUUAUUUUUAUUUGUGGAAACAUGCCAUGUUAUUUUGACACCUUUAUAAGAGGAAGAAUAAUAUCUAGUUAAAUCCA
This is a messenger RNA of Hordeum vulgare subsp. vulgare (domesticated barley), 2680 nucleotides long. RefSeq names its product GPI mannosyltransferase 2-like. Gene Ontology annotation, cellular component: mannosyltransferase complex; endoplasmic reticulum membrane. The record is from RefSeq and is a predicted model, not a curated record. NCBI's taxonomy places the organism in Eukaryota, Viridiplantae, Streptophyta, Magnoliopsida, Poales, Poaceae. The coding region runs from base 650 to 2242 and encodes 530 amino acids. Gene Ontology annotation, biological process: GPI anchor biosynthetic process. The transcript has 7 exons. Gene Ontology annotation, molecular function: GPI mannosyltransferase activity; alpha-1,6-mannosyltransferase activity.